This is a messenger RNA of Dermacentor andersoni, 794 nucleotides long. The record is from RefSeq and is a predicted model, not a curated record. Lineage: Eukaryota; Metazoa; Arthropoda; Arachnida; Ixodida; Ixodidae.
AGCCCUGGGAAAUAACCGGCAGUACUGUACGUACGGGAAGGGUGACUAUGGCCGGGAAAGAAACAGUUCGACCCUACUUUACGAUGUCGGGCUGCAACUGCAACGUCGGCGAGGGUACAAGCAGUGCAGCCUCUGAUCUGGACAUCAGCAGAGUUCGCGGAGAAACCAGGGAAGCAGCGCGGCACCUGCCUGACAACCAGGCUGCCAACAGAAACCAAGAGUGCCACGUGUGUCGGUUUGGUUUCACCGACACGGAGGCCUUUCAAAAGCACACCGCUGACCACUCGCUCGGAAAAAACCACAACUGCUCCGAGUGUGGUAAAUUGUUUGUGAGCACAGAGACCCUCAGGAGGCAUUUACUUUUGCACGGCGAAACAUCUUUUGAGUGCGGCUUGUGCAAAAAAACAUUUUAUAGAAAAGAUGGCCUCAAGAACCACAUGCUUGUAUGGCACAUCGGUUCGCAGGACUGAGAAGCCGUCGAAGGGUCUCUUUAGCACGGCAGCACGCGCCACGAAAUUGGUCGAGCACGCCGGGAUGCACCAUCGCCCGUGACGGUGGCAUCGGCAUCGCUACAGCCGGAUAUUCACCCUGGAGGAGUGACUUCUCUGGAUGUCACCCUGACGCCAAGAUCCGUCGUGUGCUUUCGCAGAAGAAUUUGCGGUCUGGGCCUCAACUGUUCCAGCUGUGAGCUAACUUUUUGACAAACAAAACUGGGCUAACCUUAUUCAUUCUGACUACGGCUGACAAAUGCCUGCCAAUAAAGUUGUUACAGUGGUUAUCUCGAGGAAUACUGU